AUGUCAGAAAGUCCCACCACUGCUUCACGCAAUCAAAGGGAUCCUGGUAGUCCAACUAUCACGGGAAUUCCAUCCAUCCUAACAGUCCUUCGCGAGCCCGAGUCCUUCUCGACUAUCGACGAUAGACGAGGGCAACAGUACCGUCAACAGUCUCCGGAGACAGCCUCCAAGUUAGCGCGUGAGACCCUGAUUAGCAUGUGUAAGACCAUUGGUCUUGUCGGCGCGCAGCUCAACAAUGGGACAAAUGAUUCCGACUUCCAGCUAAGACAGCUUAUUCACUUAGCGCGCAACAUAACCAAGCGGCUUGACAGUCCUGAGCCGAACGGGCAAAACGGACACGCUGGCCCUCCUCGCAUGGACUAG
Colletotrichum godetiae is the source of this 363-nucleotide messenger RNA. RefSeq lists its product as uncharacterized. NCBI's taxonomy places the organism in Eukaryota, Fungi, Ascomycota, Sordariomycetes, Glomerellales, Glomerellaceae. The transcript has a single exon. The record is from RefSeq and is a predicted model, not a curated record. Bases 1 to 363 code for a protein of 120 amino acids.